Panthera uncia (snow leopard) is the source of this 1145-nucleotide messenger RNA. RefSeq names its product heparan sulfate-glucosamine 3-sulfotransferase 5 (gene HS3ST5). The record is from RefSeq and is a predicted model, not a curated record. The transcript has 2 exons. Lineage: Eukaryota; Metazoa; Chordata; Mammalia; Carnivora; Felidae. Gene Ontology annotation, molecular function: [heparan sulfate]-glucosamine 3-sulfotransferase activity. The coding region runs from base 27 to 1064 and encodes 345 amino acids.
GAAGUCCUGAAGGUUGAUGGAGGGCCAUGCUAUUCAAACAGCAGGCGUGGCUGAGACAGAAGCUCCUGGUGCUGGGAAGCCUUGCCGUUGGGAGUCUCCUGUAUCUAGUCGCCAGAGUUGGGAGCUUGGAUAGGCUACAACCCAUUUGCCCCAUCGAAGGACGAUUCGGAGCCCGCAGCCAGGCCGAAUUCCCUCUCCGCGCCCUGCAGUUUAAGCGGGGCCUGCUGCACGAGUUCCGGAAGGGCAAUACUUCCAAGGAGCAAGUUCGCCUUCAUGACCUGGUCCAGCAGCUCCCCAAGGCCAUUAUCAUCGGGGUGAGGAAAGGAGGCACAAGGGCCCUGCUUGAGAUGCUGAACCUCCAUCCAGCGGUGGUCAAAGCCUCUCAAGAAAUCCACUUUUUUGACAAUGAUGAGAAUUAUGCCAAGGGAAUUGAGUGGUAUAGGAAAAAGAUGCCUUUUUCCUACCCACAGCAAAUCACAAUUGAAAAGAGCCCAGCAUAUUUUAUCACGGAAGAGGUUCCGGAAAGGAUUUACAAAAUGAACUCAUCCAUCAAGUUGUUGAUCAUUGUCAGGGAGCCAACCACAAGAGCUAUUUCUGAUUACACUCAGGUGCUAGAGGGGAAGGAGAGGAAGAAUAAAACUUACUACAAGUUUGAGAAGCUGGCAAUAGACCCAAAUACCUGCGAAGUGAACACAAAAUACAAGGCGGUAAGAACCAGCAUCUACACCAAACAUCUGGAAAGGUGGUUAAAAUACUUUCCGAUCGAGCAAUUCCACAUUGUGGACGGAGAUCGCCUCAUCACGGAACCUCUGCCAGAACUUCAGCUUGUGGAGAAGUUCCUAAAUCUUCCCCCGAGGAUAAGUCAAUACAAUUUAUAUUUCAAUGCUACCAGAGGGUUUUACUGCUUGCGAUUUAACAUUAUCUUUAAUAAGUGCCUGGCGGGCAGCAAGGGACGCAUUCAUCCAGAGGUGGACCCCUCUGUCAUUACCAAAUUGCGCAAAUUUUUUCACCCUUUCAAUCAAAAAUUUUACCAGAUCACUGGGAGGACAUUGAACUGGCCCUAAGAUAAUAAGUCAUAUAACACUAUGUGUUGUGGCUGGAGACUCACAAUGUCUCCCCUCGAUUAAAAAUAUGCACUUUUCUUA